UCUUGCUAGUCUUCUGUUCUGUUAAAUGCUUCGCAAACCAGAAUAAAGGAAGAGACAUGAAGAGUUGAAUUUCACUGCCUUGUUUGGAACUGGGUGGAAAUCCUGGAGAUGGAUCUCUUAGGAGACUGUCUUCCAAUUGGGUUAGAUGCACAGGAGCAAUGGAUCGCCCCAGCUACCUGGAAGAGGACUAUUCUAGCCUGGAUGGGCUGGACGAUGACGUGUUUCACUCUGAUGACUUUGGACUUGCAGGUCAGCCUGGUGAGAUGACUGCAACUGGCAUUUUCACACAGAACCAGUCCUACAGCUGCCUUCUGGGGAGGUUUCAACUAUUCCCCCUCACACACUGCUGUGGUCCCGGUAGCAGGCAUCCUGAGCAGCAGGACAAGGCAACUCAAACACUCAGCCCGUCCUCUUCCAGUCAGGAUGUUAUGUUGCCUUGUGGAGUCACUGAAGAGCCCCGGAGACUCUUCUAUGGGAAUGCUGGUUACCGUUUACAUGUUCCUCCAGUUGGCUUUGCAUUGGAUCCACGUCUCCAAGAGGAGCCUCAGGAGGAUCAGCGGGAAGCACGUGCUGAGGUGCAGAUUGCACGGAAGUUGCAGUGCAUUGCAGACCAGUUCCACCGGCUCCACAUACAAAGGCAUCAGCAGAACAGAAAUCAAGUGUGGUGGCAGCUUUUUCUCUUUCUGCACAACUUGGCCUUAAAUGUGGAGGCGAACAGGAACCACACUGGGCAGAGGUGAGCUUCGCCACCUGUUUUAGGCCACAUCCAGUCUGCAGGGAGCACUGAACAAACACUGGUCCGGGGGAGAGACAUGCACACUGCUGGCCGGAUGCGAGGACUCUGUGAAAUUCUUAUACUCACCUUCAAAUUUGGGGUUUUUAUGGACUCUUCUUUGCUGCUUGCUGCCUCACGAGGCAGGAAGCUCUUGUCCAACACUGUUGAAGGAAAGUUAGAAUGUGGGUGUGUUUGGUAACGCUUGCUGCUGGUUCCCCGUGCUGGUAACCUCUGUGCAAGAGAGGCAGGUAUUAGACUAACAGCUUCCUCUGCUGUUAGUGUAGGAGUUUGUCAUUUGGCUGCUAGUUGGAAAGGAUGUCUGUGAUUGAUGACUCUAAACGUACUUUGGGUAUCUUCCAGAGUAGAGAUGCUUGGUUCCUCCAUGAAGACAGUUCUUUUUAGCAACAAUAACAUUCAAGUAGCUUAUAUCCAGCAGGUUGCUUGCUUGUUUUCUGCAUGGAUUACUGCUUAUUUUCUUGGAUCUUUUGUGAGAAAACAUCACAAAGAUAAUUGAUCUCUUAAAUCUUUCCAUUGAGCACUAGCUGUGGAUCUCUCACGAGAUUGUUCUUUCUCAUUGCCCCAAAUGGACAAAAUUGUUUCUAUAAGAACAUUCUUCAGCACCCUGCUUGGAGUUACUGGUGGCUAUUCAGUGUCUGCAAUUGCUUCCAGUUCAGUUGAUCGCUGUGCCUGUAAGCCAGCAUGGAGCUGAAAACCAUGAAAUAAGACUCAAGCAUCAAUGUCCUACAAUGCUAAUGUAUAUUUUUUAUUAGUUUUAUGAUGGGUGUUUGUUUUGUUUUGUUUUCUAUUACUAUAAUGUGAUUGGUCAGGAAGGCUUAGGUCCCAGGCAUCUGAUAUUUGUUUCAGAAUUUGACAGGGAAAUUAAUUAGCAACUAGUUUGACAUGUACACUGUACCAGCAAUCUGUCCAUUACUCUACUAAGUAGUAUUUGGAGGCUGCUGUAAACGUAUAUUGACCAGCAGCAGUAAUACUACUUCAAGUGAGAUCAUCUAAGGGUUUCUGGUUUUUAUCUGCUCAGAUGUUUGUCUGUAUGACUGACACUAUUAGAGCACAGCACGGGAGAAUUACCUGCCAAAUGAAAUACUUCUGUGUAGCCUUAAAUAUUGUUAAUUGACAAACCCAGUGACAACUUGGAUAAAAUAUUACUAGUAAAGCAACACAUCUUUUAUAUUCUUCAGAGAGUUUCUGUAUUUCCACUGCAACUUGUUGUAAAUCUCAGAUUAUAAAACUAGCUUAAAGUUCUGUCCAGAGAACUACUGUUCAGUACUGCUACAAAUGUCAACUUCAGGUAUUGAAGAAUUCUUCUGCUCUUAGUCUACUCUGGAAAAAUAAGCAUUAUUGUAUGGGAAGAGUAGUUUACUUGCACAUGUGCUUUCUCUUCCACCCCUCCUGCAUGUCCUCUAAUUCUUUUUCAUUUUUUUGUAUAAUCUCAUGAUUGCACUGUAGUGUCUGGUAACAAUUUGCUGAACACAGUUAUAUUUGAACUUUCUCCCUUUGUCCCAGCCUCAUUUUCUUAACUUGCAUCCUGCUUUACUGUGGCAAAAAGAGCUUUAGCUCCCUGAGACAGGUCCCAAAGCUUUUUUCAUUUGCAUAUGUUCAACCACUGUCUUUCAGCAUAAUGAGAGUUUGUUUUACCCCUCUAUGUUGUUUUUCUAGCUAGGGUGAUAGUUUGUCCAGGAUUAUUGAGAAUUCAUAUAAAUUAAUCUGAAGUUAUAUGUUAGGGGUCAGGUUUUAGGGGGGGGCGCUUUUUAGAGGGAGAGGGACGAACAAUUUUUGGUUUUGUAUUGUUUCUUUAAGCAUGUGCACUACAGAGUUACCCAGAGGGACACAAGUGGUACCUGUUGUUGACUUUGUUGCUGCACUAUGGGAAGCCACUCUCUGCACAUGUUUACAGAGAUCAGGCUUUCCAUACCUUGCUUUGCACAGUCUACUUGGAGUAAAUGCUGUUCACUGGAGAACAGAGAUUUAAAGAAGGGAGAAGCCUGAGUGGUAGUGCAAGGAGAGACUGAACUGGGGACCCCCUGGAAGCUGGAUGUUUAAAAGAUAACUCUCUAAAUGGAGGACAUUUGGCUAACGUGAAAGCUGUUAAUGAGGCAGGAGUGGACCUGCUGAGGUUCGGGUAGGAGUGCAGCAAUGCUGUCUGCCAGUAUAGCAUCCUCUGGGACAUGAUGCUUGCAUUUUCCUUUUGGUUGGCAGGGACCUUUCAUGAGAUGCAGUCACAGACCAGCAGAUCAAAGCUAUAUCGUAGUAGCGCAGCAAAGUAAGAGAGAUUCAGCAAGUGCAUCUGACACUUGAAAACUAUUGUGAGCUUUCCCCUUCCCCUUCCACUUGACUUGAUUGCCAAACAGGCUAGCUAAAUCCAAGUGCAAAUAAGGCUUGGCAUGUUCUGUAGGUGGGUAAGCUGGGAAGAUAUGUCUGGUUUUGGCACUGGCUGGUGUUGUGACCCUACCAGUUUAUCUAGGACAAGUCUUUUCUCAACUUGGAAAAACAAAUACCUGAAAUUGUUCUGCAGUCAUGUUGGCUACCUGACCAGAAUCAUUUGUUUCAGUGAGAGAGACAUCUUUUCAAGUCCGUAUUUCCCAGUGGAACAACAGGCUUAUCAAAAUUGUUCAUUCCAGGGUCUCAAGUUAAAAUCUCCACGAACAACAAUACUUCAUUGGAGACAUAAAGCUAAUUCUAGACAAAGACUGACUUCCUGCAAUAUGUGUGGUGGUUACUGUUGCCAGAGAUUUACAACCACUGAUAAUAUAUUUUAAUUUUAUUCCAUAUCUGCCUAUCUUGGAGAAAGGAAAUAUACUCUGUCAGCCCAAAAGUCUUAUCCUGCUUCAUGUAGAUUUUGAAGAGCAGACUGGUUAUUCACUUAAGGAAAAAGGAGUUACUUCAUACACACAAUUCACCUACUUGAGGAAAUGUUGAGUACUUGUGAAGAUUUUUCCUUCUCACCUGGCCAGACAUUUCUGUCUUCUCUAGAGAAUGGAGAAUAUCUAGAGUAGAUUUCACAUGUUUAUCAACAAAUACAUAGAUGCACAUCACCCAUGUAUUUGUCACCCAUCCCAUGUUGGUAGGGCCCCUCAGCGUGCACUGAGGAAAUCUUCCUCUCAGAAUACCUGUUACGAUGUGGCUACAGAUAUAAGUAGAUUGUUUGGGGAAGCAGUUCUGAUGAACGUGGUUUGAAUCCUGUAAGGGAAGGAGAAUGCUCAAAUUUUUCAUUAUUAGUUUGUCUUCAUGAAAAGAAUGGGAUACUGUUCCUCUCUGUGGUGUAGAACUAACUACAAUUUAGUGAGAACAGUAGGAUCUUUCUCCUAAAACAAAUUCCUGUUUUUAAUGAGCCAUUCUUAAGAACAGCUUGAGUUGCUGCUGAUGGCACCGGCAGUGCUGAAAUAUCUUGCUUUCCUUUCCCAGAUCUCCAAAACAGCUUCAGACCUCAGCUCUCCUUGAGAGAGUUCUCAGUGAAAGUUCAUUUCUAUAUCAUUUCCCACCCUGUCAAGUAUCUUGUAACCCAGCCCAUCCCUGGAUCCAGUAAGCCUGGUGCUAGUAGGGAAUAGUUAGUUUUACUUUUGUUUCCUGCAAUUCUUGAAAGCUGAGCCAGUAAUCACAAAGUGACUGCCCAGGAAUAGCUGCAAAUUGCCGAAAGUAGGAUACAACAAAGGCAGAGAAGAAAAUGGAUUUGCAUAGAUAGGGUUGCCAUCUGGGAUACAGGGAUCUGCAUAGGGACUGUAGACUUCUCCCAAGGUCUCUGGUAGCACUGAAGUCCUGCAUAACUGAUCACACAUCUCAGUUUCCAGGAUUUUAUUGGUUUAUAAGGGUUUUGCAUAUUCCACUGCAAACCACUUUCCUGUAGUACCAAGUCUGCCUUUCUUUUACAAGUUGAAAUAGCCGCUUAGUAUUAAAUGUUUGUUGGCUAAACUCUUAUUAGAAGAGUCUUACUAGAAAGAAACUUCCCUAUCAGCCUUUGCUUUGGAGCUAUGUGUCAACAGGAGGAUAGAGGAGAGGAACCCAGCCCUUCUUGAUGUAGGAAGGAUGAUUGCAAAGACUACUUUCUACUGGCUGGCAGCUUUAUCUGUUCAAGCCUGGAUUGGUUAUGAGAUGUGCACAUGAGAGUACUUCAGCCCUCAAGUUGCUCCACAGUAGUCACCAGAACUUGGCACUAUUCUGGGAAACUGCAGAUUCUUCCCCUUGGUAGACUAGGAAGAAGCUUUUUAAACUUUUUUUGAAAAAGAAAAGAAAAUUGCUUGAGGCAGUUAAGUUGCAGUGUGAGUCUGUCGACCCUGUAAAAUUAAUUCCAUCCUCCCUCUACUGGUCCUAAUCCCUAUCUCUCUUGAAGCUAUAGGAAUGGCGAGACUGGGAUGUGUCGGAUGGUAUACUUUUGAGGGCAUCUUUAAAGAGAAAAAUAUGGAGUGCUCUUAGCAGGUAUGCUAGGAGCUGAGCAAGAAUGCAGAAAUGCGGAGGUCUUGCCUUGUCUUACUAGCUAUAUUUACUGGGAGAUUAUAAAUAAAGGGACCGUGUAACGCCCAUUCACAUUCAUGGGAGCUCUGCUUAUGGACCAAGUACUAUAGAGUAUUAGCAUAGUUUGACAAAAAGGGUUUUCAAUAACAUUGCUCAAAUGAGUCUCUUUCAAACUGGCAAUUGUGGUCAUUGUUUUCAGAAAUGCCUACGUGUUGCCUUUAAUUUUUUUUAGAAAGAAGAAAUACCUCAAGGAAUUGAUAAAAGAUCAUAGGACAAUCUUUUACAGUUCCUAAAGACUUCAGUGGUCUCUGUUUCUUUGGUUUGCAUGUGUUCACACAGGUGGUACACAACUUAGUUCUCCUCCACAAGAAAAGCAGAAAAGACCAAACACAUCAAAUGCACUGGAAUGUAAUUGUGUGUGCGUGCGUGCAUGCAUGCGUGUUUGUGUGUGUAUGUGGGUGUGUGUUUUUAAACUGAAUGCAGUCUGACAUCCCCCACCCCUUCUCUCUUCCAUGUGCCUCCCCCCCCUCCCAGCCACAGAAAGGAGGGUCUCUUCCUGUGAAUCCCAUGCUGGAAGUUGGUUUCUGGGAAGUGAAACCUACUGUCUGUGGACUGUUUUUUAAAGCCAUGUUUCAGUUCUGUCUUCAGACUCUUUGCUGCCUUUGGGGAAUGGAGGGGUGGGAAGGGUAGAUUCUUAGAAUGUUUUUAAAAUCCAUUAUGAAAAUGUUGCAUGUAUAGAGUUAUUCUUAAAUCUAAAGGAGUGUCCCAGGAGCUCCUGGACACAGCUCCAGGAGAGCAUCGUCAUAGAUUCCUCAGCUCCAGUUUUGAUUGCUUUUAUGAGAGGAAAAUUUGAUGACAAAAAGGGGGAAGAGACUGGUGUCAUGUAAAGAAGACAGUCACUGUCUUAAAUAAAUGUCAGAAGUUAAACUUCUAGUAGGAAACUGUUGAAACAGCCCAAGGGAUUUGUGUGCCUGUUUCCACUAGGUACAUUUGAAAAUCCUGCCACCGAAUUGGAUAUUGAGCAUCUAGAUUGUUUCUUUAGUAAAAUUAAUCAUGUACCUUGCUGUCUUCUCUCUUCAGUGGUAUCAAGGAUGUAGCACUGUUUCUAGGUAAAAUUUACUGAUGGGAAUACUGUGAAAUGUGGAUUCACAUUUUCUGCCUCACCGUCCUAUGUGAAUUUUGUACUUUUAUGAGAUAGAUUUGUUUGUUUUUUGUUUUCUAACUUUGGAGUUCUUCAUUUGGAAAAGCAAAGGGGUAAGGAGAGGUAGAAUUUGCAGUGUACUUAAUGAACUUUCCAUACCCUCAAUAAAGAGUUUUCCCACAGUAAAUAUAUUAUACCAUCCUGCUGCAGAAGUAAACCCGAUGCUCUCCUGUGAGACCUCUGUCUGGAUUAGUCCUGAAGUGCACACAUCCUCUUUGCCAUGGACUGAGACCCAGUGAGAAUGUAGCAUUUUGUUUAUCCCGGUUGUGUGCCUCCAGGACUCCUGCCUGUACCAAUGGUGACUGGGCAGUGCUCCUUUUUUGUAUCUGUACAGUAUAUUUGCUUUGUGCUUUCUUUCUUUGGUGCUUUUUAAUACUUUAAUACUUGGAUUUUUUUUCUAAUAACUGGUACAAUU
Rhea pennata is the source of this 6855-nucleotide messenger RNA. It is a transcript of the gene BMF, whose product is annotated as Bcl2 modifying factor. Gene Ontology annotation, cellular component: myosin complex. The transcript is spliced from 4 exons. NCBI's taxonomy places the organism in Eukaryota, Metazoa, Chordata, Aves, Rheiformes, Rheidae. The record is from RefSeq and is a predicted model, not a curated record. Gene Ontology annotation, biological process: positive regulation of apoptotic process; apoptotic process; negative regulation of autophagy. Bases 159 to 740 code for a protein of 193 amino acids.